GACAGCCGACUGAAGCAGCUCCAUUCAGUCCAAACCUUCCUGCAAGGGAGAGUCAGAAUGUAACUGGAACCAGACUGCUGUAACGGAGCAGGCCGGUCAUGGGGGCUGUCCAGAGGAUCUUUACCUUCACAGGCUGUAUGUGCAGCAAUGCUACAUGUCCAGUUUGCAGCUGCUGUCCAAGCAGCAGGAACUCCACAGUGACCAGAAUCAUCUACGCUUCCAUCCUGUUGCUGGGUACCAUUGUUGCCUGCAUAAUGCUCUCACCAGGGAUGGAGCAGCAACUCAGAAGGGUGCCAGGUUUCUGUGAUGACACGGAAGGCUUCUUUAUUCCAGCCCACCAGGCAUACUUGAAGUGUGAGAUGUUGGUGGGCUACAAAGCAGUGUACCGCUUCUGCUUCGGCAUGAGCAUGUGGUUCCUGAGCUUCUCCAUUUUUACACUUAACAUCAAGACCAGCAGAGACCCUCGCGCUUCCAUACACAAUGGAUACUGGUUCUAUAAGUUUGUUGCCUUGGUGGCAAGUACAGUUGGUGCCUUUUAUAUUCCAGAUGGGCCUUUCACCUACACGUGGUUUGUCAUAGGCUCUGGAGGAGCUUUCUUUUUCAUUCUCAUCCAACUGGUGCUGCUGGUGGACUUUGCUCACUCAUGGAAUGAGUCUUGGGUGCAAAAUAUGGAGAAAGGCAAUUCCAGAGGCUGGUACACAGUUUUGCUGGCGGUCAUGACCCUUAACUACGUCACUGCGUUUACUGCGGUUGUAUUGUGCUUCAUCUUCUACGCCAGACCUGAUGCUUGCUUCAUCAACAAGUUCUUCAUCAGCUUCAACGUGAUGUUGUGCAUCGUGGCCUCUGUUGUUUCUGUGCUACGUAAAGUACAGGAAUUUCAGCCACAUUCAGGACUGCUACAGUCGUCUUUCAUCACCCUGUACACAGUGUUCUUGACCUGGUCCGCUAUGACGAAUGAGCCUGAUCGAGAAUGCAACCCCAAUCUGCUCAGCAUCUUCCAGCAGAUCACUGCUCCCACAAUUUGGCCCCCGGAAACAGAAAACCAGACGGCCGUGGUGAUCAUCGGAGCCGAGGAACCUGUUCAGACGUCCCCCUACUUACAGUGGUGGGAUGCCCAGAGCAUCGUGGGGCUGAUUAUAUUCGUUCUGUGCAUUCUUUAUUCGAGCAUACGUUCCUCAAACACGAGUCAGGUGAACAAGUUGACCAUGGCCUCCAAGCAGUCGGCUGUCCUCAUUCAGGGGUCCAGCAGCAGUGGCAUGUUGGAGGACUCCCGGGGGCCCAGGCGGGUGGAGGACAACGAGCAAGACAUGGUCCAGUACAGCUACUCCUUCUUCCACUUCAUGCUCUUCUUGGCUUCCCUCUACAUCAUGAUGACACUCACCAACUGGUACAGCCCAGACGCAGACUACACCAUAACAAGCAAGUGGCCAACAGUGUGGGUAAAGGUCUCCUCAAGCUGGUUGUGUUUGGCUCUUUACAUUUGGACCCUUGUGGCCCCUAUGAUUUUCCCAAACCGAGACUUCAGCUGAUGCUGUGACGAGGGACAGAAUCAUUUCUUGUGGAGAUGGACCUGGAACGGCUCAUCUGUUUUUAUUUGUAGAGAAUUGGUGAUCAGGUUAAGUGUGCCAAAACAUAAUGUAUAGAAAGACAAGCAAUC
Messenger RNA from Poecilia reticulata (guppy), 1657 nucleotides. It is a transcript of the gene serinc3, whose product is annotated as serine incorporator 3. NCBI's taxonomy places the organism in Eukaryota, Metazoa, Chordata, Actinopteri, Cyprinodontiformes, Poeciliidae. The record is from RefSeq and is a predicted model, not a curated record. Gene Ontology annotation, cellular component: membrane.